This is a messenger RNA of Acanthaster planci (crown-of-thorns starfish), 965 nucleotides long. RefSeq lists its product as uncharacterized. NCBI's taxonomy places the organism in Eukaryota, Metazoa, Echinodermata, Asteroidea, Valvatida, Acanthasteridae. Gene Ontology annotation, molecular function: ATP binding; transmembrane receptor protein tyrosine kinase activity. The record is from RefSeq and is a predicted model, not a curated record. Gene Ontology annotation, cellular component: signaling receptor complex; plasma membrane. Gene Ontology annotation, biological process: positive regulation of kinase activity; multicellular organism development; protein phosphorylation.
AUGCGAAAGGUGAAUGUAGACCCGCCUCUCUCGACCACCCAAUGUCCCAGGGUCAGAAUGCAUCCGGCAGGUCAUCGUCUGAUCAUCAGGAGGAUACUACCCAGCCUAUUCCUGCUACUGAGGUUGGUGACAACUUUCACAUAGGUGAUGAUAGUCAGUCCGAGGACCAGGAAAUCUAUGAUGCUGAUGAUGAAGAGUUAAGGGAAGAGGAAGAUAUCUCAUCAUCCCUGCGUCUUGGAGAUAUGGAGAGUAGUGAGCAGGAAUCAACUGCAAGAAAAGCAUUUGAAGUCAAGAUGCCACAGCCAUCGCAAUUCAGAGGAGGGAAUGCAGCAGCCGCUACUGCAAAGCCAGCAGAUAACCUCCAGUCCAUGCUGUCAAUCUCACCUCCAAGAAGAGCGUCAUCUUCUUCGGCGGACUCUUCUACGAGCUCGUCCUUAGAGGAAGGCAAGGAGGUACCAGCGGAUGAAGGGGUUUCUCAGGGGGAUUCUCAAGGAAACACCGACAUAUUACGAGAAACCGAGCCUUCUGUGCUACCGUCGUCAUCGAUCGUUGACGACGAAGACUUGAAGGAUGAGAAAACCUCCUCAUCGUCUCCACAUCUUAUAAUUAGAGAUCAGCUCCCAAGCCAGGAGGAGAGAGCCAAGCAGGAGUCAACUGUAAGAGAAGUCAGGAAACCAGCUGAAACCAAGAUAGCAGAGCUAUUACAACGCGGAGGAGAGACUGUGGCAGCCGAUGCUCAGACAGCAGCAAAUGGUCUUCAGUCUAUGCCAUUCAGCUCACCUCCUAGAAGAUCAUCGUCUUCUUUGACCGACUCUUCUUCGAGCUCGUCCUCAGGAGAGGCGAAUGAAAUAACUGUUAAACGAAGAUCACAAGAUCACCAGGAAAAUACAAACCAGAAGAUCGGUCGGGAAAUCAUGCAGAAAGUUGAAGCCACGACCGCACAAGAUAACAGGUACAGUGGAUAA